AUGGGUAAUCUUUUCAAAUGCAUUUUAGCCCCUUUGCCAAUUGAUCUGAAAGAAGAGGCUGCUCUGCCCGCCUCCUUUGAAAGCGACAGCCUUCAUCUGGCUUUGGAAGGACGACUGACACUACAAUCGUCCAAUGUCAACGGUAACGAAGGCUCAGACAAUGGUGGAAGCAGUUAUCGUGCCAGUGGUCCUCAUUCCGACUGCGAAGAGCCAAGAAUCGGCUAUGACAAUAUGGUUUGGCAAAAUGGCCAAAUGGAAAGCCAAUCUACAUUUGGCUCCCUCAAAUUGGGACUGAACGAAAGGGCAGACGAGCAAUCGAGUCUGCAAGGCGCGGACAAAUGUAAAUUGGAGUCAGCUGUGCGGCAAAAGGAUAAAGGGUAUUUAAAGCGAUUCAAACUAGCAUAA
Molecule: messenger RNA, 405 nt
Organism: Protopolystoma xenopodis
Lineage: Eukaryota; Metazoa; Platyhelminthes; Monogenea; Polystomatidea; Polystomatidae
Source: the annotation of a GenBank genome assembly